AUGUCAAAAACCUCAACACCCUCCCAGCCAGGGAAAAACGAUGACUCGACAGAAGCACCAUCAAUCCAGACUCUGAAAUUGCAGUCGCAGUCACAGUCACAGUCUCAAUCCCAAGUAACCCCCCCUCUCCCCCAGAUAAGACGCAAAGUCGACCUCCACCUCCUCCUGUGGUACUCAUUCGUCUACCUCGUCAUGAGGGUCGACGUAUCCAACAUCUCCAACACGGCCAUCAUCAAUGUCGAGCAGGGGGAUGGGAUUAAGAAGCAAUUGGGGAAUUUGAGCAGUGAGCAGUGGGCGUGGGCAUUGAGUAUCUUUUACUACCCAUAUCUAUUCUUUGAGCCCGUCUCGACAGUCCUCUUAAAACGCUUCUCGCCUAGAGUCUGGAUGUCUAGGAUUAUGAUUACUUGGGGCAUCAUCUCCAUGUGCCAAGGAGCCACGCAGAACUACGCCGGAAUCCUGGCUACCAGGUUCCUUCUAGGGCUGGCUGAAGCGGGUUAUUAUCCGGGUGUUUUGUACCAUCUUAGUUUCUGGUAUCCCACAGAGAAGAUGCCGUUGAGACUGGCAUUCUUCUACGCCUCUGGAGUCUUUUCUGGGACGAUUAGUGGAUUGCUAGCGUACGCCAUAUCCUUCAUGAAUAAUGCCGGAGGCCUGGCGGGAUGGCGCUGGGUCUUCAUCCUCGAAGGAAUCCCCGCCUUGCUGUGCGGGAUAGCCACGCUUUUCUUCCUGCCCAAUUACCCCCAGACUUCAUCCUUCUUAUCCUCCGAAGAGAAAGCAUUCCUCCUGUCCGAUCUCUCCGCUGGUGCGCCAAGAAUGGACGAAAAGACAUUCAGCACGGCCCAGGUCAAGACCCUGCUGAAAGACCCGACGCUCAUCUCGUUCACCCUGUUGUGGGUUACGCAUGGAAUUGGCGGAUGGGGUAUUUCUUUCGUCUUGCCGACGGUUAUUUAUGAGUUGGGUAUCAGUGGUGCGGGGACUGCUAUCUCGCAGUUGAUGUCGAUGCCGCCUUCUUCCCUUUCGUUCGUUGUAUUGGUUAUUCUGGGCUACUUUAUCCACCAAGGGAAAGUAAAUGUCUGGAUAGCUGCUACAGCAUUGGAACUCACCUCCAUAAUAAGCUAUAUCAUUCUGAUAAUCGUCAAGCCCCCCGUGGUGAAAUACAUCUUCGUCAUGAUUGCCUCGGCAGCAGGUGCAUGCGUGUACCCGGUUAUCUGGCCUGAACGGAUCAGAGCAGCCAAAGGGACAACCACGGCCGCAUUGGCAAUCGGCGUUACCAACGUAUGCAUUCUACUCUCCAUGUCUAUGCUUUCAGCCGGGAUUAACAAAACAAAGGCAGCUGCACAGUUCCAGGGUAUCCUGGGACCACAGGUGUAUCAGACGAAAUUCGGCCCUUCGUAUCGUGUCAGUUAUGCGGCUUCAGUUGGGCUUUUGGCGGGAAGCGUGGCGUGCAUUGGAGCGAGUUGGUGGUUGAUACGGAGGGGAGAUCGUAGAUUUUGA
Messenger RNA from Monascus purpureus, 1491 nucleotides. Lineage: Eukaryota; Fungi; Ascomycota; Eurotiomycetes; Eurotiales; Aspergillaceae. The record is from the annotation of a GenBank genome assembly.